Molecule: messenger RNA, 1520 nt
Organism: Notechis scutatus (mainland tiger snake)
Lineage: Eukaryota; Metazoa; Chordata; Lepidosauria; Squamata; Elapidae
Source: RefSeq, a predicted model, not a curated record
AAACCCCCUCCCUUCUAGCACUGAUGUUCCCUAGUUGGGUAAUGAAACAUCUGCAAGGAAACAAGCCAGCUCAGAGAGCACCAAGGACCCCUCACACCCCUUCUAAGUCUGCAGUGGGCAAUUGGACCCAUCAAUGACAGUUCCAUCUCCCUUCAAUGACAGCUCCUUCUCCCUUCUUCUUAAUGACAGUUUUCCGGUCUCUCUACCCUUCCAGAACCGAGUUGAUUUUCUUCAGCUCAUGAUGGACGCACAAGCUGCAGCCAACAACUCUGGGGACCCAAAUUCAGAGAAAGGUUUAACAGACAAAGAGAUUUUGGCCCAAUCCAUUUUUUUUAUUUUUGGUGGCUAUGAGACCAUUGGUACCUCCCUCAGCUUCAUGUCUUAUUGUCUGGCCAUGCACCCUGAUGCUCAAGAGAAAUUGUACCAAGAGAUUAAUGACACUUUUCCCAAUAAGACCCCUCCCACCUAUGACGCGCUCCAUCAAAUGGAAUAUCUAGAUAUGGUGGUGAAUGAAACUUUUCGUCUUUAUCCUCCUGGGACACGACUUGAGAGGAUUUGCAAAAAGACAGUAGAAAUCCAUGGAAUCACCAUCCCAAAAGGGACCGUGGUUAUGAUUCCAGCUUAUGUCUUACAUCGGAUGCCUGAAUAUUGGCCUGAGCCCGAAGAGUACAGACCUGAAAGGUUUAGUAAAGAGAACAAAAAAAACCUGGACCUGUAUGCAUUUCUUCCUUUCGGAGUGGGUCCCAGGAACUGCAUCGCUACACGUUUCGCCCUCCUGGUGGUGAAAAUGGGUCUGGUAGUCACACUGCAAAGAUUUCACUUUGAAACCUGCAAAGAAACACCGAUCCCCUUGGAGAUGGAUGACAGAGGAUUCGUCGUGAUGAAGAAGCCCAUCAUGUUGAAGGUGGUGCCCAGAGUCAUUGUGAAACAUGGGGAGUAGACAUUCUGGAGGCUCUAAAGAAGCAAUGGUGUCUUCCUUGCUUGCUUGCUUGCUUCCUUUCCCUUCCCUUCUCUCCUUUCUUCCUUCCUCCUUUCCCUUCUCUUCUCUUCUCACCUUCCUUCCUUCCUGUUGUGCUUUCAUGUCACCUAACAGCAGCCAUCUGAAUCUAUAAAAUUGAAUGCCCAUUUAGACAUUUUCUCAUCCUGUUUUCAAGGACAGUUGGGUGCUCCAGUUAAUCUUGGGAUCUCUCCUGUCUUCACUUUUAAAAUAAUAAUAAUAAACCUGCUUAUUUCAUACACACAUCACUUGACUUUGAGUGACUCAUGCCACAAGCAUUCAAGGGCCCGCGUUGCGUACCAGCGCAAGUUUCCAAGUCCUCUCUAGGUUUCACUCUUCUUCUGCCAAAGAAAGUUCCUACACCAUCUCCCUGUGGAUUGCCUUGAGGGUUCCUUGGCUGGUAGGGUAAAAAGGUGAUGAAAUAAAUAAAAUAGGUUUUGUGGAGAGCUGCUGUACCUGGAGAGAGGAAAAACACCUGUUGGUCAUGAAAAGAUUUCACAAUAAAACCAUACUAGCAUCCUGU